Colletotrichum chrysophilum is the source of this 1605-nucleotide messenger RNA. RefSeq lists its product as uncharacterized. Gene Ontology annotation, biological process: transmembrane transport. Lineage: Eukaryota; Fungi; Ascomycota; Sordariomycetes; Glomerellales; Glomerellaceae. The transcript is spliced from 4 exons. Gene Ontology annotation, molecular function: transmembrane transporter activity. Bases 1 to 1605 code for a protein of 534 amino acids. Gene Ontology annotation, cellular component: membrane. The record is from RefSeq and is a predicted model, not a curated record.
AUGGCCAACCCGAAAGAGAGGGAGAAGGAGCUGCACCGCGCGCGCCUCGUCGCCAGCGUCGCGGCAACCGUCAUCUCCCUUGCCUGUGGCACCAACUACGUCUACUCAGCAUGGGCACCACAAUUUGCCGAGAGAUUGAAACUCUCCUCGACCGAAACGAACGUCAUCGGCCUCUCAGCCAACUUGGGAAUGUACUCACUCGGCGUUCCCGUCGGCAUGCUAGUCGAUCAUAAAGGCCCUCGGUCCGCAGUCAUUGGUGGUUCCGUUCUGCUUGCUCUCGGUUACUUCCCUUUCCAUAUUGCCUACGAUCGCGCGGCCGGCGCUGUCCCGCUUCUCUGCUUCUUUUCGUACCUCACCGGCCUCGGCGGCUGUAUGGCCUUUGCUGCCGCUGUCAAGACGUCCGCCCUCAAUUGGCCUCAUCAUCGCGGCACUGCAACGGCUUUUCCCCUCGCUGCGUUUGGCCUGAGUGCCUUUUUCUUCUCAACAUGUGGCACCCUCUUCUUUCCUGGAAACACCAGCGCCUUCCUGGCCCUACUCUCAUUUGGAACCUGCGGCUUAACUUUCCUCGGCUUCUUCUUCCUGCGUGUCUGGCCCCAUACCAGCUACCACAGUCUGCCCGCCAGUGACGUCCUGUCUGGCUCACAGCAGCUUCAUCGUACGUCCUCGGAGGAGGCAAAAGCCAACCGCUCCGGUCCUGGGCGCCGCUCUUCCUUGGUUGAACCUGGUACGUCGCCCAAAAACACAAAAAAUACUACUACAACCACUCUCAAUCCCACCGCCGACAACGAGCCGAUUACCCCUCAGAAUGAACCGUCUGCGCCGUCUCGCGAGGCUGAUGAGGCGCGAAUCGAAGCCGUCGACGACGCCGAUGAUUAUGAGCCCGACGAGACGUCCUCGCUAGUGUCGAGCUCCUCUUCAAUGCCCGGUGAUGUGUUUGUCCAGAGUAGUGUUGAUAUGGAUCGUUCCCAUCGUGUAGAUAUUCGUGGUUGGCACCUGUUUCGUGAACUCGACUUUUGGCAGUUGUUUUGCAUCAUGGGCAUUCUGACCGGUAUCGGGUUGAUGACUAUCAACAACAUUGGUAACGACGUGAAAGCUCUUUGGCGCCACUGGGACGAGUCAGUUGAUGAGGCAUACCUCAUCACCAUGCAACAGCUGCACGUCUCUAUCCUAUCCCUGUGCAGCUUUGCCGGCAGACUUCUGAGUGCUCAAAUUCUGGCGCUGAAUGUAACCAACCCUCACCUGUUGGGCCUGGUCUCUGGCCUAUCAGGCAUCGCCUAUGGCUUUCUCUUUGGUGUUUUCCCCUCGAUUGUUGCUGAAACAUUCGGUAUUCACGGCCUCAGCCAAAAUUGGGGUCUGAUGACGCUCUCUCCAGUUGUUUCGGGCAAUAUUUUCAACAUCUUUUACGGCAAAAUUUACGAUCAGCACAGUAUUCUUGGGCCGGACGGCGAACGCGUUUGCCAUGACGGGCUUAACUGCUACCGCGCCGCCUAUCUGAUGACCUUGGCGUCGUGCUCAGUUGGCCUCGUUCUGACGCUUUGGGUCAUCCGACACCAACGCGUGAAGUGGGCCAAGGAGGAGAAGGACAAGGCUGAGCAGCUGGAUUAG